AUGAGCGCUCUAGGAAUCGCAUCUCAGAUUCCGAACUUCCUUAUGGCCCUCAUCAACGUAGCACAAGUCAUUGGGGGUACGCUCAUGAUCCGAAUCACUGGUACGCUAACUAUUAACUGCAUCAACGUUGGUGUUAUCAUUGCUUUGGUGAUUCUUCAAAAUCCCAGUCAAGAAGACAUGGCUUGGUUCUACUAUGUCUCGUUGACAAUAGUCAUCAUUAUGAACGCUUCCAAUGGCUUGUAUCAGAAUUCGGUGUUCGGCUUGACAGCUGACUUUCCAGCCGCGUACACGAAUGCCAUUGUCGUCGGUAAUAACAUCUGCGGCACAUUCAUCAGCGUUCUUUCCAUAGUAACAACCAUAGGAGAGAUAUAUCCCGGCAUCACAGUCUUUCUUAACUUUAACCUCCUCGCAGCAAUCGGAUCAACAACAGCGAACUUCGUGCAAAUCCCGGGGCCGAACCUGCUACUAGUCCCUGUGACAGCACGUCUGCUGUUCAUUCCAUACUUCAUGCUCUGUAAUUAUAACGUCGACGAUCGAGUGAUGCCGGUGUUUUUCGAGAAUGAGUGGUUCUUUAUCAUCGGAAAUGCCGUUAUGGCAUUUACCAGCGGCUACUUCAGCUCACUUGCUAUGAUGUACGCUCCAAGGGUCGUCAAGAGUUCUCUAUCGAAAACUGCAGGAAUGAUGGCAGCACUUUUCCUAGUUACAGGUGAGCGGUACCUGUAG
Messenger RNA from Ostertagia ostertagi, 723 nucleotides. Lineage: Eukaryota; Metazoa; Nematoda; Chromadorea; Rhabditida; Trichostrongylidae. The record is from the annotation of a GenBank genome assembly.